AGUAAACAAAGAAAAAAAUGUCAAAGGCUUCUUUUCUUAGAGAGUACAAGAUAGUUAUUGUUGGUGGUGGUGGUGUCGGAAAGUCUGCUCUUACUAUACAAUUUAUUCAAUCUCACUUUGUCGAUGAAUAUGACCCAACUAUUGAAGAUUCGUAUCGCAAGCAAUGUGUAAUUGAUGAAGAAACUGCUUUGCUCGAUGUCUUGGAUACAGCUGGUCAAGAAGAAUACAGUGCUAUGAGAGAGCAGUACAUGAGAAACGGAGAGGGAUUUAUUCUGGUCUAUUCAAUCACUUCUCGUCUUUCAUUUGAAGAAGUCAACACUUUCUAUCAACAGAUACGACGUGUCAAGGAUCGUGACUUUUUCCCUAUGGUUCUUGUCGGAAACAAAUGUGAUUUGGAGAGCGAUCGACAAGUAUCAAGUCAAGAAGGCAGGGAUUUAGCCAAGAGUUUUGCAUGCCCCUUUAUCGAGACAUCUGCCAAACAACGUGUGCAUGUUGAUGAUGCAUUUUAUGAAGUUGUGAGAGAGAUCCGUCGUAUGAAUAAGGAGCAAGAAGGCAGAUCAAAAGCAGGUCAGAGAGAAGCAUUUGAAAUGUCAGACAACACGAAUAGUGAUAGCUGCUGUGCUUGUAUUUUGAUGUAACAUUGAUUUCCGGGGUUUUCCAGCCAUUUUACCUUGGAUUUUAAUUCUCUAUUUAUCUCUCUUACUAUUAUCUAUUAUAUUUCUUAAAUUAUGAAUGCAACUUAUAAGGUAUAUCUUGUCUACCUUAUUUGUAUUGUUGGACAAAAAAAAAGAAAUAAUGUUUAUUUGCUGACAUGCAUGAUAUCAAUGUUUUGACUUUCUUACACAUAACAAAGAAUGAGUAAUUACAUUCAAGACAUAUUGUAUUCUGGAUAACUAUCUUGUCCCCUUUUUCACCCCUCAACCUGUCA
This is a messenger RNA of Gilbertella persicaria, 928 nucleotides long. RefSeq names its product ras-like protein 3. The transcript is spliced from 5 exons. Gene Ontology annotation, cellular component: plasma membrane. The record is from RefSeq and is a predicted model, not a curated record. Gene Ontology annotation, molecular function: GTP binding; GDP binding; GTPase activity. The coding region runs from base 18 to 638 and encodes 206 amino acids. Lineage: Eukaryota; Fungi; Mucoromycota; Mucoromycetes; Mucorales; Choanephoraceae. Gene Ontology annotation, biological process: signal transduction.